GGGGGUGUGUGUGUGUGCGUUUGUGUGAAGCUCGGACUGGAGAAGGAGCUCGUUAUUAGUGUCUGGUUUCUUUUUUAAAGCCCGAUACCUUCUUCUUCUUCUUUACUGCACCGUGCUAGAUUUUUUUUUUUUUUUGGUCGUUUCGGGAGUUGUCGGAUCGGUGCGCACAUCUCCAGAGGUUAUGAGCCGCCCGGAGCCGCUUCGGUGCGUAGCUGUCCAGGGUCCUGAGUGAGACACGGCUGCUGAGAAGGAGGAGUGAAGUUGAAGAGCUCUGGACGCCAUGGAGCUGCGAGUGGGAAAUAAGUACCGUCUCGGGAGGAAGAUUGGCAGCGGCUCAUUCGGAGAUAUCUAUUUGGGCUCAAACAUUGCGACUGGGGAGGAAGUGGCCAUUAAACUGGAAUGUGUCAAGACAAAGCACCCGCAGCUCCACAUCGAGAGCAAGUUCUACAAGAUGAUGCAGGGCGGAGUGGGAAUCCCGUCCAUAAAGUGGUGUGGGGCAGAAGGAGACUACAAUGUGAUGGUGAUGGAGUUGCUGGGGCCCAGUUUGGAGGACCUGUUCAACUUCUGCUCCAGGAAGUUCAGCCUUAAAACGGUCCUGCUGCUGGCUGACCAGAUGAUCAGCCGAAUUGAGUACAUCCACUCCAAGAACUUCAUCCACCGUGAUGUGAAGCCGGACAACUUCCUCAUGGGGCUGGGCAAGAAGGGCAACCUGGUCUACAUCAUCGACUUUGGCCUGGCUAAAAAGUACCGCGACGCCCGAACGCACCAGCACAUCCCCUACCGUGAGAACAAGAACCUGACUGGCACCGCUCGCUACGCCUCCAUCAACACUCACCUGGGCAUUGAACAGUCGAGGAGGGAUGACCUGGAGUCCCUGGGCUAUGUUUUGAUGUACUUCAACCUGGGCUCUCUGCCCUGGCAAGGACUCAAGGCUGCCACCAAGAGGCAGAAGUAUGAACGUAUCAGUGAGAAGAAAAUGUCCACUCCUAUUGAAGUGCUCUGCAAAGGCUACCCCUCCGAGUUCUCCACAUACCUAAACUUCUGUCGCUCACUGAGAUUUGACGACAAGCCUGACUACUCGUAUCUGAGACAGCUCUUCAGGAACCUCUUCCACAGACAGGGCUUCUCCUACGACUACGUCUUUGACUGGAAUAUGCUCAAAUUUGGAGCCAGUAGGACGACAGAGGACGGAGAAAGGGAGAGGAGAGAAGGGAAAGAUGGAGAGGAACGGGCAGGAGGAGGUCAGAGAGGAGGCGGGGGACGGGCCAUGGCUCCUGGUCUAAACCCUUCAGGGGCCAAUCGAGCCAGGAACGAGGGGGACGCUGCGCCUGCGAACCCAGCCAGCCGCGGGGUCCAGCAGUCGGGUAACCGGUCCCCCCAGGCAGGCCGAGCAGAGAGAGCAGAGAGGGAGAGGAAAGUGGCCAUGAGGCUGCACCGCGGAGCUCCGGCCAACGUGUCCUCGUCUGACCUCACCGCACGCCUUGACCAAUCACGCAUCACCGCAUCACAGGUCAGUGUGCCCUUUGAACAUCUGGCCAAAUGAAACGCUCCUGUUGGACUGCAGGUCAACAGCAGCAGCAUCAGAGUUCAAAAAAACACCCCAGACUUUUCAAAUGGAUGAAUGAACUUUAAACGCGUGAGUGGGGGAGAUGACGAGGAAGGCUGGACCCUUAUUUGGGGGAAUGUCCGUGUGUUUGUCCGCGGCUCGGUGAACCUCAGGAGGAGCCAAAAUGGACGCUCGUAGAAACCAGUCGGACUUAAGACUCUGGAAUUAGCAGGUUUUUUUUGGGAAUCGAUCGCUAAUCAAACGCGACAAAAGGGGUCAAAAACAAAUCACACCCCUUUUCAAUCUUACUCACCUGCACAUCAGUUCUGAAACUCAACUUGCAAAAAAAAAAAAAAAAAGAAGAAGACAAAACAUGCACAAAAUGGACUUGUACCUUUGAGGUUUACACUUGAUCAAAAUGCCAUCGAUCUGCUGUGGUCCAUUCUCUGCGUGUGGAGAUCAAUAACUUCAACUAACAACCAACGGAUGACUAAAAAAUUAUAACUCAAGAGAGCCUACGAGUAGAAAGUUAUGAUUGCGGAAGAGAUUUUUGGAUGCGAGUGAGGCUGCUUUUUGUCGGUAAACGUCAAUGUCCGUCUGUGUUAUUGUCCGUGUGUUAUUUUGGCUUCAGCUUUGCUUCAGGAAAAGGUAGGACAGAGAGAGAAAGAGAGAGCAGGCUGCUAUCCGUGGGCUUCAGAUGAUAGAAAAAUUUGGAGGUUUGCCAUAGCGAUUAACAAUUUCAAACUAAAUAUUAUAUAAAAGUCCUCAAAAUGUUGCUGAAACCCAUGAAUAGCUAAUUAUAAGCUGCAGAAGUACUAAUGAAUGGACACAGAUGCUACAACUUCUUGCUAAAACAAUUGUUACACUUGUUUUAACAAUAUGAGACAGAGAAGAAAUAUUCUCAUAGGUCCAAUGUUGAAAACUUGGCCGAUAUUUGGCACCAAUAUUUUUAUUUUAAAGCUGCUCCUGUGUCAUUCCCAGAUUGUCCUUUCUGAACAGACUAAUGAGUAAAAGUGGGACUGGGCAAAAAAUACCAGUAAAUUACACACUCAUGCAACAAAUCAUUUUAUAACCCAGAUGAACGUUUUAUUAUUUUUUACAAAAGUCGUAAGUUUAUGUGAGAGCUUAAAUUUGUGAUUUUAAAAUAUUAAUAUUGGUAUCAACAAAUAUCCGUUAUCAGCCGCAGCAGCAAGACAAAUAUCGGAUAUCGGUAUCAGACCCAUCCCUAAAGACAAAGCCUUAGAACAGAUUUGCCAGAAAAGCUGUAAUGACAGAUGUAAUGGAAAUAUCCAUUUGUAUUUUUUUGUUUUUUAAUUUUGCUAUUUUGUAUAUGUACAAUGUAAAUAGACACAUUUGGUAAAGAUUGUUACUUGAAGAUGCUGCUAGAGAGAGAGAGACGUGGAAGUGGUGCCAUGAACCCGAGGAGUCUGCCCGGCGAGGAGGGGGUGGUGUGGGGGCAGGCAAUGACAGGUGGGCGUGGGAGGGGUCAGGAUGGAGGGAUGUCGCUACAGAAGAAGAGGGACGAUCCGCUGAUGUCCUGUACUACAUGCUUCAUCUUUAUUACUAUAAUUAUUUGUGUAUAUUUUCUCAAUCAAUAAAAUAUACACAGCUUACAUGGGUUUGGCUGUGGUCUGACUGUGGAAUUC
This is a messenger RNA of Periophthalmus magnuspinnatus, 3192 nucleotides long. It is a transcript of the gene csnk1e, whose product is annotated as casein kinase 1, epsilon. NCBI's taxonomy places the organism in Eukaryota, Metazoa, Chordata, Actinopteri, Gobiiformes, Gobiidae. Gene Ontology annotation, biological process: endocytosis; peptidyl-serine phosphorylation; signal transduction. The record is from RefSeq and is a predicted model, not a curated record. Gene Ontology annotation, molecular function: protein serine/threonine kinase activity; ATP binding. The transcript has 11 exons. The coding region runs from base 281 to 1543 and encodes 420 amino acids. Gene Ontology annotation, cellular component: nucleus; cytoplasm.